Molecule: messenger RNA, 2208 nt
Organism: Penicillium mononematosum
Lineage: Eukaryota; Fungi; Ascomycota; Eurotiomycetes; Eurotiales; Aspergillaceae
Exons: 2
Coding region: 1-2208 (735 amino acids)
Source: RefSeq, a predicted model, not a curated record
AUGCCUUAUCCGCGGCCCGUCUCCCCGGUCUCCCUCGAAACAUGCCCACCUCCGCCCUCCGAGAUAUAUUCAGAUGACCUGCUUGCCUCGGAUGACGAGCUAGAUGACGCUGCCCGAGCUGCAAAGCGUCAGCGGGUCGAGAAGUUGGCGCAGUCCUAUCUGGAGGGCAGACCACUAUUGAUUCUAUCUGCGUCGCUCCGAGGCCCUACCGAGAGGGUCUAUCGGUUGGCACUCGUCGCCCGGAGAUUCCUGCGACAUCGUGCAACUCUCCUGAGGACCUCGGUGCAAACUGGAGGCCGUUCUUCGCCCUCUAAGUCGCCGCGGAGACAAUCCAAGGAACCAACCCCGCGACGAUCUCCCACCAAAUCAAAGCAACCGCCGUCGUCGACAGUGGACGAUCAAUCAAUAAUGCUGCCUAGGACAGCGGACUGGCUGAAGAAGGAUCGGAAGCUCAUGAAUUUCACCAAGUUUGAACCGCCGAGUUCGCCAACAAUAUCUGUGGCUUCUCGUCAGUCAGAUAAAGCUCGUCGACCGAUGCCGCGCUCUGUCCAAGUCCAGGUCCCACAGACGCCGGGAUCACCAAUAAAAUUCUCUCCUGUUAAAACUGUCGCAGCGAAGACAGACCAGAGUGCUCGUGCGAACUCGAAGAGGCACCUAUCCCCACGGUCGAAUCCAUUGGGCGCCUCAAAUUCACCUAAGGUUCCAUCCGUUCCCAAACUAUCGCCUUUCGAACAAUAUCAACAAUCCAAUUUGCCACAGGAAGCAUCUCUCCGAAUAGUUAAUUCUUCCUCUCAGCUGCCGAGGUUUGAAUAUCGGAGGUGGCUCCGUCAGCAUUCGAGUCAACAGGAGAAGACAUCUCCUAUGCAAGAUGAAAGUAUCUUGCAAGAAGAGACUUUCUUGCAGGAGGACAGCCCUCUGAAAGAAAAAUCCGCAGUUGAUCCCGCACCCGCCAGUCCUAGUCCAGCUAGGAAUCAAGCAUUGGAUUCUGCUGAACCCGAACCUGAACACUCGACCCCUGAAGAAAUAGCAGUUCACAAUGGGGACCCUGUGAAGAACGAUGCAAGCCACAAAACUCUGUCGAAAGAAACUAGGUUCGCAGAUGAGGAAGACCUCAUAGAAAGCAAUCUUGCGGCGAGUCAGGUCGCGGCGGAACUUGAUGCUGUGAACGAGGAAGAUACAGCGACAUUACAAAACACAGAUAUCACUGAACCAACCGAACACAACACCUACGAUGAUCUCCCUUCUGCCCAGCAAGUGCCACCACCUUUAGGUGUGUCAGAUCGGGUAACAUCAUUGCACUCGACGGCUUUGCCGAGAGAAGAUUCAGGACGAGACUCACCCUCAAGCCAUGAUACCCAACUUUCGACUCAGGCUGCCCUUUUGCAUGCCCAGAAAUCUUUUCAAGAUGACUUGGACAGCCCAGAAUAUUACAACCAACAUACACCGAAUCCGGACCGAGCAGUGCAUUCACCCAAUGCUUCGUUUCACUCAGCAAAUGUCACUCCAUUCUACCGUCUAGAAGAGUCAAUUCGGCGUGAUCUAGAGCGGAGUUCGAAAUCCAUGAACAAGGACGGGAUGCCAGCUAUGAGCACGCAAUUCAUGCUUGAUGCAGCUACGCCUUUCAAUUUCAGCACUGAGCAAGCUGGUCAAGACCGGAGCUUGAAACCUACGAACAGAAACAUGACGCAAAUGAAUACGCAGUUCAUGCUCGAUGCAGCUACACCCUAUGCUUUCAGCACGGAAAAGAGACAGCGUGCAUCCCGGCCAGACUCAGGCUCACCAACAACAAGAAACUCCAAGAGAAAAAAGACGGCCAAUACCGGAAGCCCCUCCCCUUCUACUAGGAGUCGAUCAACAUCUGUCAACAACGAAAAUCACACUGCGGAAUCCCAGUCAGGUGAAGAUGAAGGAAGCCCACAAUCAGCGGCGCAACGAUUGGAUCAGCAACCGACUUAUCAAUCUGCCACAGAGGUCGCGUCUUUGCCCCUCACCCUAAGCGGAUCGGUGCCAACAACAGGCCAGGAUGGGCAAGGUGUUCACCAGGGAAUGGAGAGUUUCAAUCUCAGUCAGGCAAUUGCAGAUGCUGGUAGCUGGCUUCAGCAAAGUUUUGAUUUCAUGAAGGACAGCGCUCGGCCGAGUCAGCAUCGCAAGGCGAUUCCUACCUCUGAUGCACAGCCUUCCCCUAUAAACAUGGAUUUAUCUCAAUAA